Messenger RNA from Baudoinia panamericana UAMH 10762, 660 nucleotides. RefSeq lists its product as uncharacterized. The transcript has a single exon. Bases 1 to 660 code for a protein of 219 amino acids. The record is from RefSeq and is a predicted model, not a curated record. NCBI's taxonomy places the organism in Eukaryota, Fungi, Ascomycota, Dothideomycetes, Mycosphaerellales, Teratosphaeriaceae.
AUGCGCUCCUUCCUCCUGCUUUCCGCGCUCGCGAGCGUCGCCUUCAGCGCCAGCAUUCCCGGCCUGCCAGCAUGCGCCGGCAGCUGCGUAGGGACCAGUUUCGGCAGCUGCUCCACCCUCGACGUCAAGUGCAUCUGCUCCGACUCGUCUCUGCUCUCCGGGCUGGCGUGCUGCGUGAGCACUUCAUGCAAUGCCGCCGAUCAAAACGGUACGCGCUCAACCACCACACCCUUACCGCCCCAACCAUCACAUCCCAUUCCUACUAACGCGCCUUCCGCAGCCACCAUCAACUUCGCCAACUCCCUCUGCCAAGGCUACGGCGUAACCAACCUCCCUCAAUCCGCGACCUGCGCCUCGACCUCGUCCGGCGCCGCCGCCUCCUCCACCACCGCAGCUGCAGUUGCGGCAGCAAGCGGCAGCAGCAGCGCCAACAGCACCAUCUCCAUCCCCGCCUCGCUCUCCUCCGCCUUCGUGUCAGCCUCAGCCGCCGCAUCCCAUGCAUCCAGUAGCGCCGUAGCGGCUGCCUCCUCCGCCAGCCGCGCCGCUUCCAGCACAGCAGCUUCCGCCGCGAGCCAGACCAGCUCGGGCGCGGUGGCCACGAAUGUGGCGGGAGGAAUGGGCGCGGGACUCGUUCUUGCGGGCUUGAUCGCCGCGCUGUGA